Molecule: messenger RNA, 1949 nt
Organism: Bacillus rossius redtenbacheri
Lineage: Eukaryota; Metazoa; Arthropoda; Insecta; Phasmatodea; Bacillidae
Gene: PIG-A
Product: phosphatidylinositol N-acetylglucosaminyltransferase subunit A
Exons: 11
Coding region: 403-1728 (441 amino acids)
Biological process (GO): GPI anchor biosynthetic process
Cellular component (GO): glycosylphosphatidylinositol-N-acetylglucosaminyltransferase (GPI-GnT) complex
Molecular function (GO): phosphatidylinositol N-acetylglucosaminyltransferase activity
Source: RefSeq, a predicted model, not a curated record
AACGUCAGUCAUUUCGUUUGUUGAUUUUAGUUUUUUCAGAAGAAACCCCCUUCUAUGCAAGUACCCGCCUUACUGAUUGUUCAAAUGACACGGGUUUAAUUCCCAGUUGGGGAUACGAUCAGUUACAUUCCAUGAAAUGAUACAUAGACGUUUUUCAAUGCUGAAACAGCCUGAUGUAUCAGAAAUAAAUACGCUUUAGGAGUGUUUACAUUUACAGAUUUUUGACAAUCUAGUUUCUGGCAUUUUCCGUUUCGUAACUUACGCAUAAAAGUUUAUUGACUGACAAUAAUAUAAUAACAAAAAGGGUGGACAGAUUUGCUGACUACAUAACUGACAUCUUCAAAUUUGUAGAGAUAGACAAGUCUGUGAUAUUGAUGUGUGCCAUGAAAGUCUGCAUUAGCAAUGCUCAUGGCGUCGGACUUCUUCUACCCGAACAUGGGCGGCGUGGAGGAGCACAUCUUCAACCUGUCGCAGUGCCUCAUCCUGCGGGGCCACAAGGUGGUGGUCCUCACGCACUCGUACGGCGACCGCGUCGGGGUGCGCUACAUGACUAACGGACUGAAGGUUUUCUAUCUGCCGGUGAUGGUGUUCUACAAUCAGUGCGUUCUCCCCACCAUGAUCUGUUCCCUGCCGCUCAUCCGUCACAUCUUCAUCCGCGAGAGGAUCACGAUCGUCCACGGCCACUCUGCGUUUUCUGCGCUGGGACACGAGGCCAUGGUGAUUGGACGCUUGCUGCAGCUGAAGACUGUAUUCACUGAUCACUCCCUGUUUGGGUUCGCGGACACAUCAGCUAUAAUCACAAACAAGUUCCUGGAGAUCUCGUUGGCGGACUGCAACCACUGUAUCUGUGUCUCCCACACGUGCAAAGAGAACACGGUGCUACGUGCAAGAGUGCCGCACAAACGUGUAUCUGUCAUUCCAAAUGCUGUUGACACAGCAGUCUUCACACCUGAUCCUUCACAGAGGAGCGCGGACAUGAUAACGGUAGUGAUAGUCAGCCGCUUGGUGUAUCGCAAGGGUGUGGACCUGAUGGCCCAGAUCAUUGCCGACAUCUGCCCGAGAUACCCGGAGGUGCAGUUCCUGGUGGGCGGGGACGGGCCGAAGCGCGGCCUGCUGGAGGAGGUGCGUGAGCAAGGCCAGCUGCAGGACCGCGUGGUGCUGCUGGGAGCCCUGGAGCACUCGGAGGUGCGCGGCGUGCUGGCGCAGGGCCACAUCUUCCUCAACACGUCGCUCACCGAGGCCUACUGCAUGGCCAUCGUCGAGGCCGCUUCCUGCGGCCUGCAGGUGGUGAGCACGCGGGUCGGAGGCAUCCCGGAAGUCCUUCCCCCUGACCUCAUCUACCUCACUGACCCGGAAGUGCCCUCACUGAUGCAGGGGCUGGAAACUGCCAUUGCUGACCUGAAGGCAGGCAGAGCAGUUCCCCCUCACGAGUGUCAUCGCAGGGUGAAGUCUCUCUACAGCUGGAAGAACGUCACUCAGCGCACGGAAGUUGUCUACAACUGUGUCUCGCGGGAGCAGGGCAAAACGCUUGGAAUGCAACUAAAAAAUUAUCUAUCGAGUGGGGCAACACCAUUCCUGUUGGUCGUCUCGCUGUGUUACCUCUUACUGCGAUUCUUUGACUGGCUUGUGCCACGACAGAACAUUGACAUUGCUAGAAAUUAUGUUGGCAGCAGCACUGCAUUAGCUCACACGAGGCCGGAGGCUGCUGAUCGCAACUCCAGAAGAUAGUGCUCACGUAUGUUGAGUGACAGCAAUUAACCAAAGUUUGGUGCUUCCACCACGUACCACGUACACAAUACCAAAGCUUUCUGCGGACUACCAGAUUUGUUCACUCAGACCAGCAUGCACACAGUGCAUGCAUUUUGGGUGUGAAGUGUUAAUUUACAAAGACUGAACUUUGUUAAUGUCAGAUUUUCAUUUUCUACAAUAAAACCCAAUUGUUACAAAAA